UUAUUAUCCUCAUAUAUCCUAUGUACAAAACGACCCUUUAGAAUUUAAACUUAUCAUGUCUUUUGGUAUAGCUAAACUCACUGGGCGCUCACUACUCUCUAGCCGCUCAGUGUAAAAAGGCAUUCCUCUCAUCUGUCACACAACACAACACAACACAACACAAAUUCUUCAUCUUUUCUCCGCCGCUUCCAAAUCUCCAUUUCCAUAAACCAAUUAGCUUUCCUCUUUUUCGUCAGUUAAAUUAAUGGAGUUGUCAACUGGACAACCACCAACGCUUAUCCAACACCGACAGCAACAGCAAGAGCCAGAUGAUAAGUUCCCAUCAUGUUUUAGCAGAACACUGGCAAAAAUCAUCAUGUGCGCCAACAAAGGUGGCAGAGUAACCAGACAACCCCAAAUGCAUGAAGACCAAGAAAGAGGCAAACGUUACUACAUGAUUCUACUAGGAAUCAAUUACAUGUGUCUCUUCGUUGGUUCUGUCUCGUCUAGUCUUCUUUCCAAAUUCUACUUCAAUCACAAAGGUGGCAGUAGAUGGGUUUCCACUUGGGUACAAUGUGCUGGCUUUCCUCUUCUUCUCUUCCCAAUUUACCUUUUCAAGAUUUGCACCCACAGAAAGCCCUUCACUGGUUUCACCCCUAAACUUUUAUGCCUCUCAAUCCUCAUAGGCUUUUUAUUAGGUUUCAACAACCUUCUCUACUCUUGGGGUAACUCUUAUCUUCCUGUUUCAACAAACUCAUUAGUUUUGUCCACUCAGCUAGUCUUUACUCUCAUCACUUCAGUCAUAAUAGUAAAGCAAAAAGUAACAUUCGCAAACCUGAACUGUGUCAUCCUUCUCACCCUCAGUUCAGUCCUAUUAGCCUUAGGUUCAAGCCACGACAAACCAAUAGGGUUAACAAAAGCUAAGUACUUUAUAGGUUUUUUCUCAACUGUAGGUGCAGGUUUGUUGUUCGCUUUUUACCUACCUAUCAUGGAGAAAAUAUACCGUAAAGUUUACUGUUACGCUAUGGUUGUUGAAAUGCAACUGGUUAUGGAGAUGGCGGCGACAACUUUAGCAACCGUAGGGAUGGCGAUAGACGGUGGUUUCACGGAGAUGAAGACGGAGAGCAUAAAGGUGUUUGAUUUAGGCCCAAAGGCUUACUGGUUAACGGUGGGGUUUAACGUGGUGACGUGGCAGUUAUGCUUUAUGGGUACGGCUGGGAUGGUGUUCUUGACAACGUCAUUAACGGGAGGUGUUUGCAUGACGGCGAUAAUGGGGAUAAAUGUAUUGGGAGGGGUAUUGGUGUAUAGGGAUCAUUUUGGUGGACUUAAAGCUGUGUCAACUUUGUUGUGUUUAUGGGGAUUUUGUUCAUAUGUUUAUGGCAUUUAUAUUAAAAUGAAGAACGAAGAAGAAGAGAACCAUAGUAAAGAACUUGAAAAUUCCUUACAGAAGAGUGAUCAUCAACCGAAUCAGUUCAUGGAACUUGCAGAGAUUGUAACGUAUAACGCCUAAGGCUGAUGCUUAUCACGUGAAAUAGUAUCUCUCUAUUUUGUUUUUGUUUUUGUUUUGUUUUGUUUUGUUCGAUUUAGGGGUGUUCUGUGGCUGGUUUAUCUCUGUAGCCAUACUAUUAGUAGGGGGCAUCAGUAACAAGUGUUUGUAUUCAAUGUUAAUUAAUGGAAAAGUAAGGACUAAAGAGUAAAUUACUACUCUCUAUGUCCUAGUUUAUAUGGAGCAAUUCAA
Lycium ferocissimum is the source of this 1717-nucleotide messenger RNA. RefSeq names its product probable purine permease 4. Bases 245 to 1489 code for a protein of 414 amino acids. The transcript has a single exon. Gene Ontology annotation, molecular function: purine nucleoside transmembrane transporter activity. The record is from RefSeq and is a predicted model, not a curated record. Lineage: Eukaryota; Viridiplantae; Streptophyta; Magnoliopsida; Solanales; Solanaceae. Gene Ontology annotation, cellular component: membrane.